Molecule: messenger RNA, 963 nt
Organism: Austrofundulus limnaeus
Lineage: Eukaryota; Metazoa; Chordata; Actinopteri; Cyprinodontiformes; Rivulidae
Product: chymotrypsin-like elastase family member 3B
Exons: 8
Coding region: 19-828 (269 amino acids)
Biological process (GO): proteolysis
Molecular function (GO): serine-type endopeptidase activity
Source: RefSeq, a predicted model, not a curated record
CUCUGUUUGUCACACACCAUGUUGCAGAUACUUAUCAUCCUGCUGUUUCAGACAGUAUUUGUUUUUGGAUGUGGCACACCUGCUGUCAAGCCUGACACAAACAGGAUUGUAAAUGGAGUAGAUGCUCGUCCUCAUAGCUGGCCUUGGCAGAUUUCCCUUCAAGUAAAGCAUGGCAGCCGUUACCAUCACACUUGUGGAGGAACUCUGAUUGGGCCUCGCUGGGUGUUGACUGCUGGACACUGCAUCUGGCCUGGAGAUGUGUACCGUGUGCUCAUAGGUGAACAUGACAUGAGCGUGGGGGAGGGCACGGAACAGAUUCAUGAAAUCCUGCGCAUCGUGGUCCAUCCUGACUGGGACAUUGACCAUGUGGCUAAAGGCAACGAUCUCACCCUUCUAAAACUGGAUAAGAGCCCCAUCAUGAACGACAGCGUCGGCGUGGCUUGUCUCCCACAGGCAGGAGAGAUCCUCGCCCAUGGAACCCCAUGUUACAUCACCGGCUGGGGCAACCUUUACACUCACGGCCCCAUGCCAGAUAAACUGCAGCAGGCCUUGCUACCUGUGGUGGAGUACAGCGAGUGCAGCCGUAGCGACUGGUGGGGCAAUGUUGUGAAGACCACCAUGGUGUGUGCCGGAGGGGACAUCGUAUCAGGAUGCAACGGAGACUCCGGGGGUCCUCUGAACUGUUUGGGUCAGGAUGGUAGGUGGUACAUCCAGGGUGUAACCAGCUUUGUUUCUUCAAGCAUCUGCAAUGAAGUAAAGAAACCCACUGUCUUCACUCGUACGUCUGCCUUCACCGAGUGGAUCAGUGAGGUCAUGCUUCAUUACUGAGGAUUUCAUGGAUGGCAGAAAAAAUAAUGAGAUCCCAGGUCAAUUUGUGUUUGUUCAUGUUUUCAUAUCAGGUUCAGGAACAGUUACUGUCAGCUGUAUUUCAAAAAUAAAAAACUGGACAUGAAAAACUUUAAA